UUCACAGUAUGCAGUAUGUGUAGUAAAUAAACAGAAUUUAAGAAAGGAUGAUUGUAAAAAAGAAUUUGAACAAUUCAAAGCUUGUCUUCUAAAGGCAGCAGCUCAAAAUAAAAUAAAAUUGUAAAACUUAUACUAUAAAGUCAGUCAAAAUGACAAAACAGCUUACUUCUAAUAUCAAGAUUACUGCUAAGACAGCUAUGAAGAAGAAGUCAAUAGUACUAAAUAAUGUGGUUCCUAUAUGGAUGCACUGUGUAAUUGCUUUUGGAAUAAGACUUGUAUUUAUAACAUAUGCAAAUUAUCAUGAUAAAUAUUUCAAAGUACCAUAUACUGAUGUAGACUAUAAAGUGUAUACAGAUGCUGCAAGAUACAUUAUCAAAAAGGGAUCGCCAUAUGAUCGUCAUACUUAUCGUUAUACUCCAUUGUUAGCUCUACUUAUGGCUCCUAAUGUUCAUAUACACCCAGACUUUGGUAAAGUGUUUUUUUCCAUUGUUGAUAUAUUAGUGGCCAAGUUGAUGAAAAAAAUUUUGAUUUUUCAAAAUUUCAAGCAACAAACUGCAAAUCUCUGUGCACUACUCUGGCUGUACAACCCAUUGGCUAUUGUUAUAUCAACAAGAGGAAAUGCAGACUCUUUGGCAGUGUAUUUAGUUCUGUGGACUCUGUAUUUACUGCAAAAUGAUCAAUACAUCAUGGCAGGCAUAGUUCAUGGCUUAUCUAUACAUUUUAGACUUUAUCCUUUGGCUUUUAGUUUAGCCAUGUAUCUUUACUUGCGAGAAGAUAACAUUUUUAUACCAAAUGUAAAACAAUUGAAACUAGUUAUAUCAUGUAUUCUAACACUAUUUGAUUUGACUGCUUUAUUCUAUGUAUUUUAUGGGCAUAAAUUUUUGAAUGAGAGUCUCAUUUAUCAUCUAAUUAGGAAAGAUGUGAGACAUAACUUUUCUGUAUUUUUCUACAUGUUAUAUCUUUCAGCUAAUGAAGAACCAAGCAUAGUGCAAAAAAUUUUUACUUUUUUACCACAAGUUGCUAUACUUGUAGCUUUGGCAUUUCGCUAUUCCACAAAAGAAAAAUUACCAUUUGCCAUGUUUACUCAAGCCAUAACAAUGGUCACUUUCAACCCUGUUAUGACAUCUCAAUAUUUCUUUUGGUUCCUUUCUUUACUUCCAAUUUGCUUACCUUAUUUUAAAAUGAGCAUUACCAGGACUAUUUUACUGUUAGCUGCUUGGAUACUUAGCCAAAGCUUGUGGUUGUUUGCAGCAUACUUAUUAGAAUUCAAAGGUCUGGACUCUUUCGACUAUAUUUGGGGUGCCGGUAUUGUCUUCUUUGCCGUUAAUAUUAAGGUACUUGUAGAUUUAAUUGAUUGUUACAAAGCAUGAAUUAUUAUCAAAAAUUAGAUGUAAUGAAAAUCAAGUUUUUAUUUCUGUAAAUUUUGUCUUGUACUUGGUAAAAGCAAUAAAGUUUGUAGAAGAGAAAUUUGAUUGUUUAAUAAAGUCUUGUAAUGUGACCACUUUAAU
Messenger RNA from Phymastichus coffea, 1508 nucleotides. It is a transcript of the gene PIG-M, whose product is annotated as GPI mannosyltransferase 1. Lineage: Eukaryota; Metazoa; Arthropoda; Insecta; Hymenoptera; Eulophidae. The transcript has a single exon. Gene Ontology annotation, molecular function: alpha-1,4-mannosyltransferase activity; GPI mannosyltransferase activity. The record is from RefSeq and is a predicted model, not a curated record. Gene Ontology annotation, biological process: GPI anchor biosynthetic process. The coding region runs from base 150 to 1370 and encodes 406 amino acids. Gene Ontology annotation, cellular component: membrane; glycosylphosphatidylinositol-mannosyltransferase I complex.